CUGAGUUCAGAAUCAGCUUCUUCCUCCUCUCCAAUAGGAAUAGAAAUCUCUCCCGUUUCCCGUCACUCGGGGGAGAGAGAGAGAGCAGAAGUAUCGAAGGACAAGCGGAGAAGAUUCAGAAAUGGCGAUGUGGGUAUUCGGGUACGGUUCUCUUAUAUGGAAAGCCGGGUUUCACUACGACGAACGCCUCGUCGGCUUCAUCAAGGGCUAUCGCCGCGUCUUCUUCCAAGGGAGCACUGAUCACAGAGGAACGCCGGAGUUCCCUGGAAGAACGGUGACAUUGGAGCCCGCUGAAGGGGAAAUCUGUUGGGGAGUUGCAUACAAAAUCGUUGGAGAGGAAGACCAGCAGAUUGCUUUAACGUAUUUGGAAGUGAGGGAGAAGCAGUAUGACCAGAAAGCUUAUGUCGACUUUUUCACUGAGCCUGCUGCUGAAACUCCUGCUGUAUCGGGGAUUAUGGUAUACAUAGGCUCUCCUGACAAGAAGAUAAACCCGAAUUUCUUGGGACCUGCACCUCUUGAAGACAUUGCUAAACAAAUAGUUCAAGCAGAAGGGCCCUCCGGACCCAACAGAGACUACCUCUUCCAACUUGAGGCAGCUCUUCUUCAAAUUGGAUGCAAGGACAAGCAUGUGAUGGACCUUGCAAAUGAAGUGAGGCGUCUGCUCUUGCAAGAGGAUGGACCCCACAACGGGCUAUGAUAUACCGAGCAUAACCAAAUGCUGGGGUGCUCAAAGCUGUGUGAUGUGGGACUAUUGGCCAUUAUUAUAGGAAGGCAUUCAAGAAGACGUUUAACUUCAAUUCUUGAAUGACCACAUUAAUCCAAUUCAUUGGUGCCGUCAUAUUAGUGUUCUGUUGGCUAGUUCGGAAGGUGUGAAUACUUGAUUCAAUGCACCACAUCAAAUUGGGAUCCAUUUCGUAGAAAAGCUGUAUCACAGGGCGUUAUUACUGCUCCUCCCAUAGUACAACAUUGUGAACUCUUGAUAUGAAGGAAUCUAUUUCUUUCUCCUGCA
This is a messenger RNA of Punica granatum (pomegranate), 1009 nucleotides long. Lineage: Eukaryota; Viridiplantae; Streptophyta; Magnoliopsida; Myrtales; Lythraceae. The record is from RefSeq and is a predicted model, not a curated record.